Molecule: messenger RNA, 562 nt
Organism: Brachypodium distachyon (stiff brome)
Lineage: Eukaryota; Viridiplantae; Streptophyta; Magnoliopsida; Poales; Poaceae
Product: major pollen allergen Art v 1-like
Exons: 2
Coding region: 44-517 (157 amino acids)
Source: RefSeq, a predicted model, not a curated record
ACUCAGAUGCAUCCCAAAGCUUGGCUGACCUCUUGGCCUUGCAAUGGCGUUCAACCGCGCUCCACUAGCACUUGCUGCCUUCGCCCUGGCCUUGCUCCUUGCUGCCUCCUGCGCACAAGCUAAGAUAUGCUCGUCCCCGAGCAAGACUUACCAUCCGGUGCCGACCAAGUGCGAUCCCCACACAUGCGCGACUAAGUGCCACAAGGAACACUACAACAGUGGGGCGCUCUUCACCGGCGGUUACUGCCAGGUAAUUGGUCUCAACGGCGAGACAGUACUGGACGAAGGCGGCGGGGGCGACGACCUUCCAGAGUGGCAUAAGAAGAAGAAGAAGCGCUGCGAGUGUACCAAGGAAUGCAGCGCAGGAGGAGGAGGAACGCCGCCACCGCCGUCGGACGUGCCGGAGCCGCCGCCGUCUGGAGGGGACGAGCCGGUGCCGCCGCCUUCCGGAGGAAAGAAGUCGCCGCCGUCCGCCGGGGCACGUAAGAUGUCGCCCGGUGAAGAGAGAAACGUUUGAUUUUAAUUUACUCACAUGCGCAAGUGAUUUGUAUGAGAAAAUAAU